AUGAUACCACCUGCUGUUAUUCAAAACAAUUCCGAUUCAGAUGAUGAAUCGGACACAGUUAGUGAAAAUACAUUUACUCAACAAAAACUUCCGUUAUUUAAUUCUAAACCACAACCUACAAGAACAGACGAACAAAUGUACAAUAACAACAAUCGUCCACAACGGUAUAAUCGUACUGCACAUAAACAACUACUACUAAGUGAUACCAAAAAAAAUAUUUAUAAUAAUGUCCGAUAUAAAUCGCUGAAAAGAUCACAAUUAGUCCGCCAUGAAUCGUUAAAAAACCGUAAUAGACCACUGUUAUUAGGUUCAUCGGUUUUAUCUCGACAAUCGUCGACUAGUCAACAUCAUCAUUCAAAACCAUCGUGCAAUAAUAAUUUCACAUCUUAUCAUCGAAAUGGUGGUUCCUCGGACCAUAUUCUAAAUCAUAGUUAUUGUGAUAAAGAUGUGUUUGGUACAGAUUCAUCCAUGCCCCGAUCCGAUACAUCUGACUUCUCACAACCACAAUUAUCCGAAAGUGUCAUUAGUAAUUUAGAGUCAGAGUAUGACAAUUAUCAACCACAACAACAGCAAAUGUCAAAUUCACAAAUUUUAAGUGAUGAUGAUAAUCGAUCGUAUUUGUAG
This is a messenger RNA of Didymodactylos carnosus, 624 nucleotides long. The record is from the annotation of a GenBank genome assembly. Lineage: Eukaryota; Metazoa; Rotifera; Eurotatoria; Philodinida; Philodinidae.